Thlaspi arvense is the source of this 534-nucleotide messenger RNA. The record is from the annotation of a GenBank genome assembly. Lineage: Eukaryota; Viridiplantae; Streptophyta; Magnoliopsida; Brassicales; Brassicaceae.
CCCAGACAAAAAAAAAAAAACAAAAAAAAAAAAGAUUGUGUUAAUGUAACAUAAGCCUCCUUUAUAUAAGCUUUACGUGUAGUCUUGUAAAAACCAAAAUCUUAUUGUCUUUCUUUGUGGAAAUCGUAACUCUUGUAUCUGCCUUGUGAGAGCUCUUGCUGAUUUCAAAGCAUGGUUGGAGUGAAGCUAACUACAAGUGAUGCACUUGGUUAUCUCAAGGUUGUGAAGGAGAAAUUUCAAGACAAACCUGAAGUAUAUGAGUCCUUUCUUGAGGUCAUGAAGGACUUCAAAGCUCAAAGAAUUGAUACUAGUGGUGUCAUAUUAAAAGUGAAGGAAAUCUUCAAGGGGCAAGCAGAACUGCUUUUAGGUUUUAAUGCAUUUUUGCCAACGGGUUACGAGAUAACCCUCGAGGAGAGUGACCAAACUCUACCGAAUAAUGUUGACUUUGACGUGGCGAUUAGUUUCAUCAAUAAGGUUAAGACAAAGAUGAUAUUACAGAGAAGGAUGCGUUAUGCAUGCAGUGAAGUCAUGUUG